Molecule: messenger RNA, 873 nt
Organism: Paramecium tetraurelia
Lineage: Eukaryota; Ciliophora; Oligohymenophorea; Peniculida; Parameciidae
Exons: 2
Source: RefSeq, a predicted model, not a curated record
AUGAGACAACAACAACCAUAUUUCAUAAGACCUCCUAACCUUUCGUCUCGCCACUCCACAAAUAAGAUAAGCUUUCUUAAUAAAGAAGAUACCCCUUCGAACAGUUAGGGAGUUCGAAGGAAAACGCCCAAUCUUGCUCAUCCAUUAAGUUCACCUACACAUUUCAAAGAUAUGCAUCGCGUCAAUCCCGUUAAACGUAUUCCAACUCUAUAUUCGCCAUUACAUGACGGAUCCUUAUCAAAAUAUAAAAUUAUAAGUGAUGUUUCAGUAUACAAACUACCAACUACUAGGAGAAUCAAAUCCGAUGAUUAAAGUUCUAAUAUAAUACCCAUUAAAAAACAGUAGAGUUAACACAUCAAUAAUAUUAAGUUGCGAACUGAUAGAAGAAAAAAUUUUACUCCAUUAAUUAAAAUGAAAACAGAGCCUAAUGAAAUCGCUCAACAUUCCAUUUCUAAAUAAGAUGAGUCCCAAGAUAUUUUAUUUCGUCUUCAUAAAUAAUCAAUCCCAUAAGAACCCAGGGAUAAAUUUGCUUCAUUAUUGGGAGACAAAAUUGUUAGCAGUAUAAAAAAAAUAGACAAAAAGACUGAAAACUUUAUUGAACUAGAUCAAGAUAGUUAAUUUUUUUUAGAAACCAAAGAAAAUAAGAAAAACAAAGAAAUCCCUGUUUUAAAUCAAUAAACUAAAGAGAGAAUUUUAGAUUUACUUUGUUUGUCUACACAAGAUUUAAAAAAGAAAUUCGCUGAAUAAAGUAGAGUAGGGAAUUCUAAAAUUAAUACAAGGCAGUCUAAUAAGUUAAUCAUUCCUAAAAAUGGCAAAUCUAAAUUUCCAUUAGAUUUUUUUAAUGCUCUCGUACCAAAUUCUAUUCUUAAUUGA